Harpegnathos saltator (Jerdon's jumping ant) is the source of this 1290-nucleotide messenger RNA. RefSeq lists its product as uncharacterized. NCBI's taxonomy places the organism in Eukaryota, Metazoa, Arthropoda, Insecta, Hymenoptera, Formicidae. The transcript is spliced from 3 exons. The record is from RefSeq and is a predicted model, not a curated record. The coding region runs from base 251 to 1246 and encodes 331 amino acids.
GACACAAGUCGACUUAAGUCGACUUCUAGUGUCAUUUCUGCUUUCCAUUUAAUUUGUGUCGCAAUGUGUUGGUUACUUAAGUCAACUUGGAAUAACUCUGCCUUUGCUGAGGGUUGAGCGAAGUUGCCAAUAUAGACGAAGAAAAAAGUCCUAGAGUACAAUAAAUAUGUAAAAUCACUAUAGUCUUGAUUAUACCGACAUUGUAUAUUAAUCGUGUAUCAACCGAAAAGAAAAAUAUAUUCAUAUAAUAAUGGCAAUAAAGACUAUUUCAAUGAAGGACUUGCAAGCAUUGCAAACUGCAGGAAAAAUUGAUUUCAAGAAUAUUGAUAAAAAUAGUAUAAAUUGUAAUAAUGUACAACAAAAAGCGGAUUCUAUCAAUCUGUCCCAAGAAAAUAGUUAUAUUAAUGGACAGCAAAUACAAAGAAGGCCGGAUGCAACAAUUUUACAGCAAGAAUUGCAGGAGUGUAAAUUUAUAUGGACUAAGCAAGCUACUUUUGCUCUUCUGUCUGCUUAUGAAGCUCGAAAUAUUGAAAUGGAUAAUACAAAAAAAAAUAAAAGAUUUUGGCAAUCUAUAGCUACUGACCUUAAUGAAUUCUCAUUAUCUAAUACACCAUUAACAGGUGACCAAGUUAGAUGGAAAUUUAGUGCGUUAAAAAAAUCAUAUAAUAAAAAGAAAGAUCACAAUUGUAGAAGUGGAAAUGCUCCAAAGAUGUUCGAUGAAUUCGAAAAGCGAUUAAUGGAUAUUUUAGGUGAUAUACAUGGUAAUAUCAAUAAAGAAAAUUGCUUUAACUCACCAAUAUUGGAGUAUAGUGUAUCCAAUCAAUCUGAAACGCAAAAUAUAAGUGAAAUAGUCAGUAAUGAAUUAGAAAAUGUCAGCAUGGAAGAAGAAAAGAGUAGUAACGAAAAAUAUACAGAAAGAAAAACAGUACGAAAGAAAAGACCACAUGGAACAGGUUCACAAAUAGCUCGUUCAAAAGUAGAAUUAGAACACCAAUGGCUACAACAUCUUCAACUUAUGCAACAAAAAUAUGAAGAUAGGAAAAAUUUUGAUGAAAUGGAAUCUAAAAGAAAAACGGAAGAACUUGAAUUAAAGAGAGAAAAGAUACAUUUGAAAAAGAAGAUAAUGUUAUUCGAAGAGCAAAGAUUAAGGCAAAAGAUAGAGCUACAUCGAGAGAAAAUGUCUAUUGAAAAAGAAAAAUGUGAUAUAUUAAGAAAUAUUAUUCAAUCUCGAAGCAGUAUUUUCUAAACCAAAUAUUCAAGAACAGUGAUAUUUUUUAUUUACUUGUAAUA